AUGAUGGAGAAGGAGCCCCCCAACUCCAGCCAAGGCUGGCUCUCAGCCGGGAACGGCAGCGGCAGCUCCUUGGGUCUGGGGUCCGUGGUGCAGCCCCUCGCCCUGAACCCGUGGCACGUCGUGCUCUGCAUCUCGGGGACCGUCAUCUGCUGCGAGAACGCCGUGGUGGUGCUGGUCAUCUUCCACACGCCGGCUCUCCGCGCGCCGGCCUUCCUCCUGAUCGGCAGCCUGGCCGCCGCCGACCUGCUGGCGGGCGUGGGGCUGCUCCUGCGCUUCGCCUUCGCCCACCUCGUCCCCUCGGAGGCGGCCAGCCUGCUGACCGUGGGGCUGCUGGUCGCCUCCUUCACGGCCAGCGUCAGCAGCCUGCUGAGCAUCACCAUCGACCGCUACCUGUCCCUCCACGACGCCCUGAGCUACCGCUCGGAGAGGACGGUCGCCAGGACGCGCGUCAUGCUGCUCCUCACCUGGGGAGCCUCCGUCUGCUCCGGGCUGCUGCCCGUCGUGGGCUGGAACUGCCUGGAGGAGCCGUCGGCCUGCAGCGCGGUCCGGCCGCUGACCAGGAGCCACCUGGCCGCGCUGUCCGCGGCGCUGCUGGCCGCGCUGGCCGCCGUGCUCCAGCUCUACGUGCGGAUGUGCCGCGUGGCGUGCCGGCACGCCCGGCAGAUCGCCGUGCAGAGGCACUUGGUGGCCAGCUCCCAGGACGUGGUCGCCACGCCGGCCGUCAUCCUGGGCACGCUGGCGUCCUGCUGGCUGCCCUUCGCCCUCUACGGGCUGCUGGGGGACCGCAGCUCGCCGGCCCUCUACACCUACGCCACGCUGCUCCCUGCCACCUACAACUCGGUGCUGAACCCCGUCAUCUACGCCUUCAGGAACCAGGAGAUCCAGAAGGUUCUGUGGGCCGCGUGCUGCGGCUGCUGCUCCUCCUCGCCGCCCUUCCGCUCCCCCAGCGACGUCUGA
Messenger RNA from Onychostruthus taczanowskii (white-rumped snowfinch), 957 nucleotides. RefSeq names its product G protein-coupled receptor 3 (gene GPR3). Gene Ontology annotation, molecular function: G protein-coupled receptor activity. The transcript has a single exon. Gene Ontology annotation, biological process: G protein-coupled receptor signaling pathway. The record is from RefSeq and is a predicted model, not a curated record. Lineage: Eukaryota; Metazoa; Chordata; Aves; Passeriformes; Passeridae. Bases 1 to 957 code for a protein of 318 amino acids. Gene Ontology annotation, cellular component: membrane.